CUCUACUCUAGCUAUAUAAAUCGGUAACCCCAGCCUUCUUGGUUCGACACCAACUUUUUCAAGAAAAAUCAUCUAGGGGCCUACAUAAAUUACCAGAAAGACAAAGAGGAGAUGAAAUUGGCUUCAUAUCGUUUGAUUCAUGGUCUCUUGGACUAGGCUUUUAUUUGAGUGAAACUAAGGAGACGAUGGGGGGUGUUUGCGGCCCUUGUCGAUUCACCAGCAACGGAAUCAGGAUCUCUUUACCAGCAGCUGUCACUAUCACAUCUUGGAUCAUCAUCCUUGGAUUCAUGUUGAGUAUAUUAUGUGCUGUACUCAUCAACUUUGAAGAUACAACCGAAACACAUUGUCAUGUUGCAAACUUCCUUCCUUCCUUCAGCGCAGCCAUCGCAACAGCGCCCUCAUCAUAUAUAUGGCGGCUGGCAGUGACACUGAGUUCAACGCAAAGAGUGACCGCUGUCUUUGGUCACUACUCUCUCUUCUCAAGCCUUCCUGAUUCCACUGGAUUAUAUAAGUUUCUAUGCCAGCUCUGUGCGGCCUUAGAGAUGACCGAGAAUCUAGCCCUCAUAGGGCUCACGUGUGUAUCAUCACGAGAGUUAUACGAUAUUCAUGAGAUAUUUUUUAUAACAUUCCAAGCAAGUUCCAUGUUUUACAUGAUGUUCAUGUGCCUCCUCUUUCGAUUGGCAACUAACCUUGGUCCAUCACCCACUGAAGAAGAGCGGCACAUUCUUUUUAAAAAGCUUGCCCUUUUCUUCACAAACUUGGUGGCGUUUAUCUCUGCUCUAUACUUCUUCUUCAGACAUAACUGGUACUGUGAACCCGGAGUAUACAGUUUAUUUGCCCUGUGUGAAUACCUGGUAGUCAUCACAAAUAUCAUCUUUCACAUCGUAGUAUCGUCAUACUUUGAGGACAGAGAGCUCAGACUCGGAUGCAGGAUAAACAGCAAGAAAUGAACACUUGAUAUGAAUCUACAGUAUCAACAUCCAUGACUUAAGGAAAGAUAUCGGGUGACAAGCCUCUCUGUGAUCUUCACAGAGAACUUUGCUCUGAGCCAAUCAGAGGAAAGGAUUUCAUUAGCUUUUAACAGAUAGUCGUUGAAAAUCACUGACCAUUUGUUUCGUGAAAUGCCUCCCAGGAUUCCGAGGAUGAUACCGUGCAAGGCAGGUGAAUGGAAAUAAAAGCAUAACAAGAGAGUUUUUCACAAGGCUGUCCAUUGGCUCAAUACACACAAGUUUAUGCCUGAUUGUUGAUAUGUACCUAGUGCUUUUGGGACUCACCUCUAACCUCCACUGGAGUUUCACCAAGGUGGGACAAAAAUUUAUAUUAUACUUAUAAAUUUUUUAUAGUUAAUGAAGUUUGUCAAGAGAAUUUAUUUCUACAAAAUGGGAUAUCAACUUUAACUGAUGGGGGUUAAAAGAGUUUGAGAGGCUGAUUUAGCACUCAAGAAUAUGUUCAAGUGUCAUGUAUAGUUGUGUGUAACUUAUACAUAGUUUAUGAAACAUAUCCAGUAUGGUUAAGAAAUUAAAAAGGCAGACAAAAAAUGUUCAAAGCUGGAUUCCCCUUUAAUGCUGAAAGUAUCUGAUAAUUACGUAUCACCUCUUGCCAUUCAUUGUGAUACAUUUCACCGUGUUUUUCCCCUUUUUUAUUUAUUUCUGUUAUUAUUUAAAGGCUGAAUGGUUUUAGCAGUUGCAUUGCAGGAAAAUCGGAUUAUUUUCUCUUGUGUAUAUUUUUCAAACAUAUUUUCUUUGUCGCAGCCAAAAAUUAUGCCUCAUCAGAACUUUGUUGCAGUUGGCAUUGUGUCUGAUGACAAAAGCUUGCCUGGCAUUGCAACGAAUAUUACUGACUAUGCUCUGGAAUAUAAGGUAGAGUUUACUUCAAGUUCAAGAAAUUAUGUUGUUUAUAGCAUGGGCUUAGAAGAGAAAUAGUGUGUUGACAAUGGAAACACUGUAGGAAUGUUGCCUGACAUAGCAGUUAUCAUGGCAUGCACUAUGCAAAGUAGGAUAGACCAACCACCCUUUCACACGGUAAAAAAAAAACGUAAUUUGAAUGAUGAUUCUAAAAUAAGGCUAAUGACGAAUAUGUAGAACGUGUGAAACCAAACUAGAACAUGAUUAGAAUCACGAACGCUAAUCACAGUCACGAUUACAUCAGCAAUCAUCAUUACAAUGAUGAUUCAAGAUUCACGUGUGAAAAUUUCCUUAGAGAGUUGUAUGGGUUUAAAUGGCUUCACACAGUAAAAUUGUAUGGGAUUGCCAGAGGUGCCUCUGAAAUUACAGCAGCCACUGUAUGCAACGUACUAUGCAAUGAUAUGAGGUACAGAUUUUAAUAGAUCAAGACACAUUGCAGGGAUAUUUGGAGAAAGUAGCCCAUUUCUUGAGGCUGAGGCUGAUACAGAGGCUAAUUAAUAAAGAAAAUGCAAAGAGGGGAAGAGGGAAAGAGACUAAUUGGAUAUAAAUUUUAUGAAUAGAGAGAGAGAGAGAGAGAGAGAGAGUGAAAGAGGGGGAUAGAGGGAGAGAGAGAGAAAAAAGAAUGUUACACUUCCUAUGGACUUGAUUUCUUAAUAGUUAAGAAUAUGAGUGUAUAUAUAGAUGAAGGAUUUUUACAAGCUAAUAUCGAUGUAUGUCCCAUUUAGUGUGCUAUUUUGCAAAUUUUUAUAUAGCUUUAGGUUAGAUUUUUAUGUAUGAAAUUGUUGUUAUGCACAAUGUUUGUUGAAAAUGAUCAUGUGCUGUAAUUUAUUUAGGUUUGGUAAUAUGAAAUUCUUAAUUUAUGAAGACUAUAGAGUUAAUUGAUACAUUAUAGAUGAACUGCGUAUGUUCACUUUAAGCAAACAGUAUUUCAAUAUGAACAAAUGUAGUUAAUGGGCGUCUAAAUUGUAAGAUUAAAGAGUUAUUGACAUCAGUUAUUAUGGACAGUAGAUUCUAAUGUGCUGACCCAAGAAAGAAAAUUGAAGAAAUAUAUAUUAUGUUACUUUAAUAGUGGAGCCAGGAACUCCCUUUUCCAGCAGGCAAUGUUCUGCUUCUCAACUUUACACAACUUUCCAGCAAACAAUGUUCUGCUUCUAUUCUUUACACAUGGCAAAAGAUGAUUACUUUCGUCAUAUGAGGUAAUGUUUUGAACAUGCAUUAAUAAUAAUGGCAUGAAAUUGCAUGGAUAAGUACCUAGCUUGUGUAGAAUCGUCAUGAAAUCUGACAAUAUUGUUUUAAGUGGAAAAGGAAGGAGGAGGAGGAAGAGAGGAAGUAGAACAAGAAGGAGGGGGAGGUGAGGAGUGGGAAGAUAACUAAACAUGAAAAUAUAUAUGUAUUCUUAGGAAUAACCACACAUUACAUAUCUGGGCUAUGACCCCAUGUUGGAAUAAAUUGCACUUAAAUAUAUUUUUCAUCAAAAGUAUCUUAUUUUGAGCUCAUACCAAGUAUAUGAAUAAUUAGUUUUGAGACAAAACUGAAUUGUCGGCAAAUCGUGAUCCAUUGUAAGACUUCUAUGAUAUCUUGAUGAUUGUGAAUUCAUCAAUCUUUAUACCUGUAAUGGGCUUGUGAUUGCAAUGAAUUUUAACUACCAAAAUAUAUAUAUGAUAAUUUAAAUCCCUGCUUAUAUGAUUUUAAAUGUUUGAAUAUUCAUAUCACUUCCUGAAUCAUUUCUUUUUCUUCAACUGGGUAGCAGAAUAGUCAUGAAGUGUAAGGUAGGCUUAACAAAGCAAAUGUCAAUGGAACCUGAAUUCAAAUAACAGGGAAAAAGUUUGGAUUGUCCUGUUAAUUACUAUUAGCAUAAGUAUUCUUGCCAAAUCAUGUCAUUUUAAUAUAACCCAUCAUGAACUGAAAUAAAUCUAAAUUUAAUUCCUUUGCAAUAAUUAGCUGCUAUUUAAAAUUGAAGGUGCAAUGCAUUAUGAUAUUUUUAUGAACCAAACAAUUCUUAGGAUUAUUUUGAGGGGUGUACAUGUAUAUGAAGUGAUAUUAUCUCUUCUGUGUUUUGCUGCAAGUAUUGCAUCAAAAGCCAGAUCCCCUGACCAAUGUCAUAAUUUUUUCUGCAGAAAAUUUGCAAAAUGUCCUUUGUAAACAAAGGAGAACACCCCAAAUUGUCAAGAAAUCAAUUUAUGGGUAUGCAUUCAUAUCUAGAAUUUUUUUUUAAACACACAUGCAUUUCAUAUGUUGACUUUGCUGGCUUUCCAUGGUUGCGAUUGAUCGGAUCAAUCCCAACUCUUCGUAAGAUGGGCCCUAGGUCAUAUUAGUUUCCAGGAUUAAGACGUCAUCAUAAAAAUGAAUACGAUUUAUUAAUUCUACUAUAGAAAUGCUUGAAGAAAGUUGUGUUUUUGUCUGGUCACAUUUAUUUCCAAUCAAGUAAACUUUUUAAAACAAAUAGAAUACUUAUAUACCUCUAUUGUAGUGUGUGUUAAAUUGUCCUAGUACCCAUACCACCUUCUCAGUAUUAUGAACUUAUUACAGUUAAUGUGUAAAUAUUUAGUAAACAUAAGUUUACCACUUAAUGGAUAAGCAGGGAAUUCCUUUGGUUAAGGAAGACCUCGGAAAAUAAAGAGUGUUUUUUUUUCAUACUUUUUUUUGACAGGUACACACAUACCUUCUGCCAGUUUGCAUGUCAUUUCUUCCCCUCAUUAUUUCAUGUUUAUCAUGAAAUACUGAAAACUCAUUACAUUUACAAGAGUAAUCAUGUUUAAGUAUAAUUGCAUAUAAAGUGUACUUUUCUUAUGAAAUGGCAAUAUAUGGUAUUUUAGGGGUGCUGUUGAGCAGUGGCAAAGUCCCAAAAGUUUUAGGUUCAACUCCCACUUUAGAACUAAUUUCUUUUGGCAAGACAUAUGAGGACAAAGUUACCAUCACUUGUGACUUUUGUUCAAUGGGAUAUCUAAAUGUUCUAAUUCAAAGCUAUUUUGCUAAACUAGUUAUAUCAAAUUAUUUUUUCAAAUGAUUUCUACAGAUGCAUGUAAAGUUGAAUCUCUUGAGAUCAUAGCAAGAGAAAUAUGAAUUAUGAGAUUUGACGAUAAGAUCUGAAUAACUUGUCUGGCAUAAUCUGGUUUAAAAUUAUUACAGUUAUUAGAUUCACAUGAUAUACCUGAUCAUAAUUGACAUCUGUUGUCUAGAAUUCUUAUAAAGCUGAGCAUUCGUUAUUCAUUGUUUCUGCCAAAUUAAGAAUAUCUAUUAUUAUAUUUUCUCUCUUAAGUGUAGCAUUUUAAAACUUGGAAUGAAUUGCUUAUCUUCAAUUCCCAAACUGAGUCAGAAUUGUACAUUAUUAACAAUUUGAAUCAUGAUAUGUAUGUGGCAAGUGAUGCAUUUUAUACAGGGUCAAAUGUUGUAAUGAAUAGCCACAGACCUACUACCUGGUCCAGAAACAGAUACUGUUUUUGUAAUGCCACCAGCACUCGGCAAUCCAAAAAUAAAAAAAAUUGUGCCAUUUUGCUACACAUUUAUAUAUAUAUAUAUAUAUGAUGCAUGUGCAGAUUCUGCAGAAAGGUAGAUUGUGUACUGUACUUGUUUUUCCUUUUUUUUUGAUAGGUAAUCAAAGAGGUCUGAUUAUACUAAAGACAUUGUGCUUCUGUUUAUGUUUUUGCUGUUUGAACAACGACAACCACAAAAUGAUAGAAAGAACUAUGCAUUGAUACACAAUAGGCUGAUUGGUAUGAAACAGGGUUAGAAUUAUGUGAGGUAUACAUGCAAUUGUUCAAAUUCUAUGGAAUAUACUUUUCAUCUUUGUGAAUGACCAAAUAAGAACAUUGAAAGGCAAUUUGAGCU
Lytechinus pictus (painted urchin) is the source of this 5732-nucleotide messenger RNA. RefSeq names its product post-GPI attachment to proteins factor 2-like. The transcript has 8 exons. Gene Ontology annotation, biological process: GPI anchor biosynthetic process. Bases 186 to 950 code for a protein of 254 amino acids. NCBI's taxonomy places the organism in Eukaryota, Metazoa, Echinodermata, Echinoidea, Temnopleuroida, Toxopneustidae. The record is from RefSeq and is a predicted model, not a curated record. Gene Ontology annotation, cellular component: endoplasmic reticulum membrane; Golgi membrane.